UUGAAACAGCUCAGUUACGAAAGAAGGCAAUGAACAAAUUUUCACAAAUGCUAUCCUAUGCUAAAUCAACAACAGCUAGAUCAUCAACCAAUGAUGUAGAAAAUGAUCAAGCAAACCUGCAUGUUGAUGUAGAAAAUGAUCAAAAAAGUCCGUCUGUUGAUGUAGAAAAUGACCAAGUAAACUCGUGCAAAAAAUCAUUUGAGCUAGUAGUACCUUUUGAUUUAGAAAAAAAUUAA
Funneliformis caledonium is the source of this 236-nucleotide messenger RNA. Lineage: Eukaryota; Fungi; Glomeromycota; Glomeromycetes; Glomerales; Glomeraceae. The record is from the annotation of a GenBank genome assembly.